Molecule: messenger RNA, 1379 nt
Organism: Physella acuta
Lineage: Eukaryota; Metazoa; Mollusca; Gastropoda; Physidae
Source: RefSeq, a predicted model, not a curated record
UGACCAAGUCUCUUUUGGUGACACAGUUGUUAACUGGUGACACACCUGGUGACCCAGCGAUGGAAAAUGUUCAAGUAGAUCGACGCACCAGGAAGCGCAACAUCCAACUUCAGCAACAGCUCAGCUACAGACUGCAGCUGUUGAAUGAGGAGUAUCGGAUGGUUAAAGAGACACAGGAAGAAACACGUCAACAGCUGGCCGAGUUUCUGAUGUGUCUGACACACAAGGCCCCAGGUCUGAGCAGCUAUGGCCAUCCCAACACCCGAGCUAUGGACCUAAAACAUCACACCAUUGCCAGAAGAUACGAUCUGGGAGAAAACGGAAGCUCACAGCUUGCCGAUACCGGGAGCUCUCCACUGAAGGAGAGCAGCAAGAGAUCCACAGAUAGAUCAAAGACGCCGCUUCAACGUUCAGAGCCACUGUCAAGAAAAGAAUUCUUCAACAGGAAAAUUAUGCUCGAUUCCAGGCGUCAUAGUUUUCUGACAAACUCGCUGAAAUCUUCCUCAGAAAACAUUUCCAUUAAAGUAGACACCCCUAGGCCGAAGACGCAGGAGGGUAGACUGGCAUCCGUUGGCAGCACCAUACAAACUAAGGCGGGAAAGUCUAGGAUUGCCAAAAGCAGCUCUGAGCCGCGUGGAGAUCGCGUGCAGAAGUGGGCUGUGAAGAACAAAAAGGACGAGGCAACAAUGAGACAGGACGCUGCACGCAAGUCAAUUCUGAACCAGUUCAGCAUUAUAUUUGACCUGUCUCAGUCCCGAGUAGACAAAUCGUCAGACAGCCCCACGCGUGAAGAAUCAAACGCCAGUGUUGACAGCAUGCAGCAGCCAACUUUCAAUAAACCUUCAGCUAACUUGGCUCAAAAAGUAGCGUGGGGAACUCGUGAAGUUCGACAUUUCGACUGCACUGAUUUAGUCGAGUGUCUUGAAGACAGCCGUCUAUCAAGCCACAGCGUUAAGACACAUGUGUCUGUCAGACAGCACGUGUUUGCUGGAGGCGUUAGACCGACGUCGACUAGAGUAUGUCGUCACAGAUGUGCUGAUGAGCAUGUCAGUUCUUCACACAGACGGCCCAAGACAGCCCCGCCAAACUACGAACUCAAGCAGAGAGCUAUGGUGGCGCCUCGACAGCAGGUAGCCGGAAUUUUGGCAGAGAUCCAGUCGAGACGAGCUACCACGCGAGCACUGCUACACAGGAGCAAGCAGCUGAAUGGAAUUGUCAAGCAAUUAGCGCCACCUGAGCUAGAUGAAAGCUUUAGUGACUAGCAGGACCGUGGUCAGCCAGCACAGAUACAAGCAGGGCCAUGGUCAGAUACAAGCAGAUACAAGCAGGACUGUGGUCAGCUAGCAGAUACAAGCAGGGCCAUGGUCAGCCAGCACAGA